AUGUUGGCCGAAGAGUUCCAGCUCCCACCUUUAUUUCAUGCAACACAGAUCACACCCGGCAAAAUAUUACCAUUGCCACUAGCAAAAUGCAUCACCCUAACCAAAAUGUGGCACGGACAAUGCGAAGGCGCAGAGGAGAUGACCCGCGAAACAAAGUCCAAUAAGUCCAACGACACAGACCUCCUAGCAUCCUUACAAGCAGUGGUCAUAUACACAAUAAUCCUCCUAUCCCCCUCAUCCAGCCCGCAGCCCUCGUUAACAGACCACAAUAUCGUCUUUCGCAAAGUCGAAAUGCUAGUCUACCAAAUCGUGCACGCAGGCCUGUUCCUCGAAGAAGAGCGCACACAAACGAGACCGUCGUGGACAUCAUGGGUGCAUGUGACAUCGAAGCGGCGCGCAGUUCUUGCGCUAUAUCUUCUCCAUUGGGCAUACUCGGUGUUGCAUGAGGUGCCUUGUUUCGACUGUAGGGAUUUGGGCUUCAUGCCUGCCCCUGCUGCGAAGGUGCUUUGGCAGGCGCAGACGGAACAAGAGUGGAACACGCGGUAUAUUCAUUGGCUGUCGCGUUGGAGUGGUCAGUGCUAUUUGCAGGCUGAGUUUGGGAAGAUUCGUCCGGGUAUUGUUAUGGAUGCUAGGGCGGAGCGGUGGUUAGAAGAGGCUGAUGAGUUUGGAUUCAUUAUGAUCUCUAUUGUGAACGCUACGGACUUCGAUCCACCGUCGCUCAAAGCCUUGGCCCAUUGA
Penicillium nucicola is the source of this 738-nucleotide messenger RNA. RefSeq lists its product as uncharacterized. The coding region runs from base 1 to 738 and encodes 245 amino acids. Lineage: Eukaryota; Fungi; Ascomycota; Eurotiomycetes; Eurotiales; Aspergillaceae. The record is from RefSeq and is a predicted model, not a curated record. The transcript has 3 exons.